Adineta ricciae is the source of this 546-nucleotide messenger RNA. Lineage: Eukaryota; Metazoa; Rotifera; Eurotatoria; Adinetida; Adinetidae. The record is from the annotation of a GenBank genome assembly.
AUGGUGCUUCAUGACUCUACUGAAGCACGCCAUGCAUACCAACACUAUGUGCGUACGAGCUGUUUGAUAACAAACUAUACACAGUUUGAUUAUGAAAAUACAGCGUGUGGCAGCAUGAGUGGUCCUGGUGCCACUUGUGUGACUAAAGAUAAAACUAUUGAGGAAUUUCACAUCUCAUAUUUAAUUGGGAAUGGGACACUUGUAAAUCGUGAAAUUCGUUUCAGCUACACUGUGGAACCAGAAUAUCCUAGAGAACUUGGCUCUCGCACUGAAUGUUUUUACAAUCCACAAAAUGUAAUCGAUCUGGUCUCGGGGAAGAUAAUUUCGCAUGCCAAAUGGAGUAUACAUGCCAUCAAGAUUCUUUUUCUCGUUGCUGCUGGAAUGUUGGCUUUCGCCAUCGCCUUAUACACGAUUCCCUGGAUUUAUAAAAAAAGGCAAGAAGCUAGAAAUCACUCAAAUCAUGGUGCUCCAGUACGGAUGAAGAUAAUCAAAUCAACUGAAACCAAAGAAGAUAUCGACGUGAAAACCUAUGUCGCAGAUGUGUAA